CUGAAUUUGCGCUUGCUAGGGAUUUGUGCGGUACACCGAGCGUGGUUACCACAGCUUCAACAUGGCUAGUAUUGCUGGGAAACGGAUACAAAAAGAAUUAGCAGAAUUAAUGAAAUCAGAUGAGGCAGCACAAAAUCAAUUAGAAAUAAAACCCAGUGGUGAUGACAUCAUGCAUUUACAUGGUCUCAUCAAAGGUCCUCCAGAUACUCCCUAUGUUGGCGCAGAGUUCCAUUUAGAUAUUGUCAUCCCUGAAAAUUAUCCUUUUGUUCCUCCAAAGGUCAAAUUUAUUACCAAAAUUUGGCACCCUAAUAUUAGCAGUGCUACAGGUGUAAUAUGUCUUGAUGUACUGAAGGACCAGUGGGCUGCUGCGAUGUCAUUACGUACUAUUCUUUUGUCUAUACAAGCGUUAUUAGCUUCUCCAGAACCAGACGACCCGCAAGAUGCAGUGGUCGCUAAUCAGUACAAAACAAGCAUAGAAGCUUUUAAUCGUACUGCGCGGCAUUGGGCAGCAAUUUACGCCAAUGGACCUGGAUGUGAUCCUCAGUGUGUUGAUUUGGUAGGCAAACUUGUCCAAAUGGGCUUCGAUGAGCACGAGGCUUGCCGAGCAUUGUCUAUGAAGAAUUGGGAUAUAGCUAUGGCAACAGAACACUUGAUCAAGUGAAUUGAUGAAUUACUUAGUAUAUAUACUGUAUAAGUAAAUGUUCUUUGAUAGUUUUAUGCCCAGACAAUGCAUGUGUGUACUUCGUAAUUUAAUCUUACUUUUUUUUUCUCAAUUUUACUCCCUUUAUUUUUCUGUUUGCACAUAAAUUUAAAAAUCUGAAUUGCAAAUAACACACUGAGAAGAUUGAUUUUUUUCUCCCCCAUAUGUAUAUGUAUUCUUUUUUUCAUCGACUUUUUGUCACCUCUAUUUUCUUCUUUGCCUCGUCUCACCGCUGAGUUUUCGAUAUCACUAAAAAAAUUUUAUUGUUGUGGCUGGUGCUAUUUAUGUUUUAUGGUAAUUUUAGUGAUGAAUACAAUCGGUUUGCUUUUAUCUUCUCUAUUUCUGAGCUAUGUACACUACCAUUAUUAUUAUUAUUAUUAUUAUUAUUAUUAUUAUUAUUAUUAUUAUUAUUAUUAUUAU
Messenger RNA from Heterobilharzia americana, 1120 nucleotides. NCBI's taxonomy places the organism in Eukaryota, Metazoa, Platyhelminthes, Trematoda, Strigeidida, Schistosomatidae. The record is from the annotation of a GenBank genome assembly.